UGAAGCGAGUUUAUAAAAGCCGACGGGGAAGUGAAGGAAAUGGCUCGAGGCGUGAGGCAGGGUGGCGACGGCUGAGUUGGUUUUUGUUUGUGGGUGGAAAGAAGGCGAGCCGAAGCCAAGAAAAAAGGAGGAGGAGGAGGCGUUAAGCCGUGACGGUACUUUGGGAGGCGGAAGAGAGAGGAAAGCGCCGCCGCCACUGCUGUUGCAGGCGCCGCCGCCGCUGUCUAGGCCGUACAAAAUGGCGGAGGGCGACAAUAGGAGCAGCAACCUUCUGGCUGCAGAAACAGCUAGCUUGGAAGAGCAAUUGCAGGGAUGGGGUGAAGUGAUUCUAGUGACUGACAAAAUCCUUCGCUGGGAAAAAGCGUGGUUUCCACCUGCUAUCAUUGCUGUAGUUUCCUUUGUUUUUCUGAUGAUUUACUACUUGGAUCCAUCUGUUCUUUCAGGUGUUUCUUUUUUUGUUAUGUUGCUUUGUUUGGCUGACUAUCUUGUACCUGCCCUUGCUCCUAGAAUCUUUGGCUCCAGUAAAUGGACUACUGAACAACAGCAACGAUUCCAUGAAAUUUGUAGCAACAUGGUGAAGACACGGCGUAGGAUUGUUGGCUGGUGGAAACGUCUUUUUACAUUUAAAGAGGAAAAGCCUAAAAUGUACUUCAUGACAAUGCUGUGUUCACUGGCUGUGAUUGCUUGGAUAGGACAACAGGUUCAUAACCUCUUCCUCACCUACCUUAUUGUGAGCUGCUUCUUGUUGUUUCCUGGAUUGAACAAGCAUGGAAUAAUUUCAAAAUAUGUUGGAAUGGCAAAAAGGGAGGUCAACAAACUCCUCAAGCACAAAGAGAAGAAAAACGAGUGAAAUUUUGCUUGCUAAUCUACUCCAUAGUAUAAUUUGUAUUCUGGGAAAAAUUCAUUGAGUUACUGUGUGUUUAAUAGUAUAGAAGUGCUUGUUUCAGUCAUCGCCUUUUAACCUUUAAGCAGGGCUUCCUCUUCUACAGCUUAAAUAGGAACUGUGUGGUUCCUCAGUCAUACAGUAAUGCAUUCUGCUAACAUGGACAGUUGUUUUUUAGAAAAUGUGACUAGCAACUUCAUAGUGUAAUAGGGUUGUUCAUCAGUAAUAAAUUGAUGGUGGUGAACAAAUUAUAUUUGUGUGAAAAUGUCUCUUGCUACUGUCUCUGGUGGAAAAGCACCAGUUAAAAUUCUCCAUUCCAGUUAAGUAUUUGAGGACUCACUGGACUGUCUGUAGACUGACUUUAUGAUAGUUUUCAAUUUCAAUUGCUAAACUUUUAAUGAAAUUUAUGGGCUAUGGAAACAGGGCUCCUAAAUUCCUGCAUCCAAGUUGUCACUAGCUUUGUAAUGCAUCUUAAUUGCACUGAAACUGUAUGGAAAACUGAAGUUAAGAUGAAUAGGCAGUUCAUUUUUUUGCUUCUGUUAUUUAAAUUACUGUAGUUUUGAUGUUGUGCAACAUGUUUUACAUUUUUUAUUAUGGUCUGCAAACAAAAUUAUGUGGAAUAUUUGAUGUAUCUGUCUUGUCAACAAAUCUGUCUUUGAAGUUAUUUGUGUUUUCUAAAUGCUAUUUUGAUUUUAUUACUACUACACUUUUCUUAAGUAAAAAAGUUGUAAUUAAAGAUAAAAGGAUCUUAAAUUUGUGUUUAAAAGGCAAAUUGCUGUCUUGUAAAUGGAUGAACAGUGUUAUUAUCAGUCUAAAAAUAUAGACAUGGGAAAUCUUCAGGCUUUGUUUUUUUAAAAAAAGUUUUUAGGCAUUCGUACUAUUUGGCAAAAGAUAAAGCAUGAAAUCUGGUGCUCACUGUUACUGCCUUUUAGGUGGUAGCUCAGUGUUAUUCUAAGCUGCCAAAAUAGGUUUGUCAGCCUUUUUUAUAAAUAUUGUAAUCCAUUUUCUCUGGGAGAGGGGCAGUUUAGGUAUGCUAGCCUUGAAUCUUCUUGCAUAUGGCCCAGAAGGCAAUAAUUGUGUCAGCACCAUAUAAUGGAAUAUGUUGUAUAAGUGUCUGACUGGAUCGAAAUUUGUAACAGUAUCUGAAUUAUGAUAAGAGAAUGAAGUGAUCCACAUCACCAACGAGGAAUAAUGUUUUCCCUUUAAUUUAAAUAUAUUUUAAAAUGUGUUUAUUCUUUGUGGUGGCUUUAUAAACAAAAGAAGCAUAUUUUAUUUGGAAAAUACGGUAAGACAUACUUAAAUUAGCAAUUCAGCUUUGCAAGAUACAGUAUACUUGAUUCCAGCAAAAAAUAAAUAAAUCACUUUUUCCAUUCUGAAACCACAGAUACUCUCAGUUAAACUAAUGUUUUUGGGGAACUGAACAAUUCUAGCUGGCAGACAAAGGUCAGAAUCCUAUUGGUUAGUUAUGCAGUAGUCUGAAAUGCAUUGGUGAGUUGCUGACAGUUAACAAUUUGCCACUUGUACCUCACAUUGCAUGCUGGUUGUGUAAGCUGCUGGACUAUGAGAGAACACCAUCACAAUGUUUACCACUGCAUCUAUGCCAAUAUAAAUAGCCAGUAUCAUUCUACCAAAAGAUGCAGACUCCUGCAGACAACUUUACAGUGUACUGUAUUAGUGUUACAUGCUAUCACUGUUAGAUCAUUUCCUACUAAAUAUGAUAGACCCGUGACACAUGGAACUCAGGAUGGCUUGUUUUCCCCAAACUAAUGAAAAACUACUUUCAGAUCACAGAAAAAAACAACUCUUCAAUCUUUUGCUUUAUCAAAAUAUAUCUCAAAGCCUACAGAUUUCUAAAAUAGCUGGUGAAAAGGGCUAGUGCAGACUUUGCUGCAGAUACAGAAAAUACUAAGUUGCCAAGUCAUUAGCCCAUUUUGAGUUAAACUGGUCCAGAAUACCAACUUGGGUAUCCCUGCAGUGAUUAUUUUUAUCUUCCACUUGGGCAAGGAUGCAGUAUUAUGUGUGAAGGAAUCAGUGCUGUGAUAAGAGAGUACAUAUAUAGGCUGAGAAGGGAAAUAAGUUUUAUGUAUUUGCAAACUUUGGAUAUAAAAUUACUGCUUUCAUUUGACUGCACUGGUGUGUAGUGUAAAUGAUAAAUGUACCAAGAAAGCUGAGAAGUGAAUAAAAAAAUUAACAGAG
Molecule: messenger RNA, 3079 nt
Organism: Pogona vitticeps (central bearded dragon)
Lineage: Eukaryota; Metazoa; Chordata; Lepidosauria; Squamata; Agamidae
Gene: ARL6IP1
Product: ARL6 interacting reticulophagy regulator 1
Biological process (GO): cotranslational protein targeting to membrane
Cellular component (GO): Sec61 translocon complex; membrane
Source: RefSeq, a predicted model, not a curated record